ACGUUGUUAUGGAAGCGAAACCCAUGGACCAAUUUCAGGGCUGAAAAAGAGGGACAUUUACACUCUUUACACUGGCAGGAUAAGGUGGUUCACAAUGGGCGACAACAGCCAUUCGUGCCGUGGGUUUGAAACUCCGACUUUGGGGAAUGACCUUUGGCCAAUGGGCUUUGAUGUGGACUUGGCUUUAGAUGGACCAGGUGCUCGCAAGGGCCCAGGCGGACCACUCACCUCUGCGGGGCUGGGGGGUGGAGGGCUUAACUCCCUGCAGGCUGGAACCAACACAGGAGCUGGGGCUUACAAUGACAUCCACCAGCUCUCCAAUUUAUCAUCCAUAUGGCAGAGGUUUGAUGAUCUCCAAGCUGGGGAUAUCUGCCAGAUGACAGACCUAACAAAUUCUCUGCCCAAGGGUGACAGUGAAACGGCACAGAGCCUCCUUGCAAAGCUAGCUGGUCAGGACUUGGGACCUGAUUUGUCGUCAGGAGCUGACCCCUCACACAAGGAGCUCGAGUCCUCUUUGUUUGACCAAGCACAGGGCAUGGCGCAUGGAGGGGCAGCUAAUGGCCAAGGAAUUACACUAUCGCACAAAUCCCAAUUGGAAUCAGCAGAAAUUUAUGGGCGGAUGACCUGUUAUGGGGGGAAGCUCAUCUUACAGCUGCGUCACUCCAAUGUAAAUACAAACUACACUCUGAAUGUGAGUGAGUGUUGGCUUUGUGGUGAAAAAGUGACUGCAGGGUCACAGUUAUGUACCCACAAACAUUCAUUCAAUGGUGUUUUUCAAGUGAAUGAGGAAUUCAUCCAAUUAGAUAUAGACCAUUACAUUCCUGAACAAACGCUUGACCCUCAAGAUGGACAGGAGAUGACAGACAGUGUUUUGCAGCAUUCAGACUCCUCAGGGAUGCAUCAUGACCUCGGCAGCACAAGGGAGCUAGAGCUGCCUGAGAACAUCAGUGGAGGAGAUGCUCUGGGCAUGGGUGCUGGGGCCCCAGGGCUUCAUUACGGAGCUGGGCCUGACCCCAGUCUGGUUCCACCUUUGAGCUCUGCCAAUAUCAUGGGAUCUGCCAUUCCCACCAAUCCUAGUCAGUGCUUAAAUACGUCUUUUGGCCAGCUGCAGCUCCCUGGGAUGCCAUUAACAACUAAUCAUUCCACCAUGUCUCCUGGGAUUCCAGGCAUGGCUGAGUCACCAGCUCUAAAUGCGACACAGCCUAUGUGCUCAGCCAGCACCCCUGUCUUUGGCUUGGCCCAUGUAGACACUUCAUCUACCAAUGCCUUAUUGACAUCAACUUCUAACCAAAGGAAGGUAUCUGUUCAAGCCAGCCAGCCCACUCUGGCUACUAGUUACUCCAUGGGAAGUGGUAUCAAUAAUUUCAAUAUGAAUAACCAGAUGGGGAAUGUGACUGUGCCUAGUCAGCCUAGUCAUCGGGAUCUGCCCGGACGUAGCAAGCACUCACUGCAGUACCACUUACCCUUUUCUGCUGGCGGGGAUUACAACUGUCACACACUCACCAGUCUAGAGGCAGAGACAGAGAAAAACUCAGAACUUCCUUGUCUCACAUCUUUACACACUGUACCUGCAAGUCUUGACACCCGUGUACAAAGAACAGAUGUUAUGCCCAAGAAGACAGAAAUUGGAGCCAAGAAGAGAAAAAGUAGAGCCCAGAGGAAGCCAAGUGUCAUCCAGAUGAGGGAAUACAAAAAUGAACCUCUAGAUAACACUUCUGUGAAGAACUUUUACACAGAGGCAGAAAUGGCCUCUGUUAAGCCUUACAAGAUGGAGCCCCUUGACAGCGCUCAAGCAAAAAACUUUGGUGUCGAUGGUAGACAAGGAGGAAGACCAGAUGCGAGUAUAGAAGACUGGAUCAGGCAUAAUCUCCCUGAGGGUGACCUAAUUGUCAGUGACAAUCAAAUGAAACAAGCAACAGACAGUGAAAAUAAAUUGCAAGUAUUAAACCUGAAGGACAAUGCUAAAUCAGCAGAGAUAGACAAUCUGGAAAAGAACCAGAAGCUAGAGAGCAUGGAGUCCUUAGAGUCAGAUCAGACAUCAAGAAUGGCUUCACACAUGCUUGCCAGAGGGUUGGACCUGUCGUGCCGUGUAUGCACCAAGGAUUUUGGCAAAGAUAUUAGAAAUUAUAAAACACACAUGAAGGAGCAUGGACUAGAAGAAUCUGAACUCUUUGCAUGCUCGUUCUGUCCCAAGACCUUUGCCAAAGGGAAGCACUACACGCAGCAUCUCAAGAUACAUGUAAGUACACAGCGCUUCUCCUGCAAGGUCUGCAAUGCCAGUUAUAGCCGGAAAGCCAAGCUGGGACGGCAUAUGUUGAGUCACAGCCAGGAGCAACAGGUCAAGACGCACAAGUGUUCCAAGUGUCCCAAAGCAUUCAGUGCCAAAGAGUAUCUCCAGGCUCAUCUCAAGGUGCAUGGGGGCAAGAAGUAUGAGUGUGAUGCUUGUGGGUUCCUUUGUUCAUCCUCUUUCAACCUGGACACCCAUAAGAAGAAACACUUGGGUGACAAACCCUUCAAGUGCGAAUUGUGUGACAAGACAUUUAUUCGCAGAGAUUUUCUGGACCACCACAUGGAACAGAUUCACAAGAACAAAAAGAGCAAGUGUGAAAAGUGUGGCAAGUUGUUUUCUCGUAAAGAUGUCCUCAAGAGGCAUCUUGCUGUCCAUAAUAAUGAAACCUAUGAUUGUGAUAUAUGCCAAAAAAAGUUCUCCAGAAAAGACAGACUUGCUUCCCAUAAGAAACUACAUAAAAUGAAUUGUGAGUACAAGUGUUCUCUUUGCCCAGCAUCAUUCAGUAGGAAAAAUGUGUUGGAUAAACAUGAGAAAAUCCACAAGACAAAAGAACAAUGUAAAGAGUGUUACAAAUUCCUGCCUACCAAACAGAGGUUAGAGUCUCAUAUGAAGCUGCAUGAGAAGAACCGCUCCAAGGAGGACGGCGAGGGGAUGCACAAAUGCGAUAUCUGUGAGAAGUCCCUCACCAGUAGAGACAUUCUGAGGAAACACAUCCGCAAGAUCCAUGGCAAGUUCCCCGAGCCCAAGAAGAAGGUUGAAGUCAUGGAGAGGGAGAAGAGGUUCUUUUGUCAGUGGUGCUCAAAGGGGUUCACAAGGAGCUGUAACCUAAGCACUCAUCUCCUGAAGGCACAUAGUAAGGAUUCAGAGGAUGACUUUGAUGAUGACCUGCCUUCGGUACUCCAGUCGUCCAGGUAUGAGAGUGAGUCAGCCAGAUCCAGUAGCAGUGACCAUCCCUCAUCAGCCCUUGCCUCCUUCACUGCUUCCUCUGCAUCCUCCUCUUCCUGCCAUGGCUUUCCCACCUCCUCUCAUAGCACAUCAUCCACAACGUCUCCAGUUAGUACCUCUACUGGCCUCUCCUUCCCUGUGAGUCUGGCUUCCUCAUCCCCAACUUCGUCCCAGCCUCCUCCUCCUCUUCCUCCUCCACCCGCUCCCCCUCCACCCCUCUCCCUUUCCUCUUCCCAUUUCGCAUCUUCAGGGCGUCCAGAAUCUCCAAUUAACUUGUCAACAGAGGCCAUCACGGCAGCUGCGUAUCUCCUGGCAUAUCCCUCCUAUCCGGGUCCAUACUAACACAGGUGUACAUACUAGCAUUCAUAUCAGUGAUUGUAGGACGAGUGAUGUCGUCCUUUUCCACAGAAAGUGUUGAAUUGUAACUUGGGUUUGACUUUUGUAAAGUUUUAUGGCAGAUAUUACUGCAACAUAAGAUUCUAGUAUACUGUGUAUAUAUGAAUAUAUAUACAUUUAUAUAUAUAUGCAUAUAUGAAUAUUUUUGAUAAUGGCUUGAUGAAAAUACAAACUAACAGUUGUGCAGCUAAUAGGUCAUAAGUGAAGUUUUCUUUGUAUAAACCUCUUAUUUUAUCAUAAGCUUUGAAUAUUUGUGGCUGUAUUUGAUUUAUGCCAAAGAAGGAAGAAAAAGGGUUGGGGUUUAAAAGAAAAAAAAGAAUUCUGCAAAGUAUUAUUGCCGUUUUGGUAUUUUUACGCAGCUACAGCUUUUAUUUUAUUUUAAUGUUGAUAAUGACACCUGCCACUAUCUCAUGGGCCUCUGAGAGGGAGAAAGCUCUUCUUGGCAUUUGCUCUGCUCUCAAGAGGUCGUACUUAACAUUUUUGCAUUAGGAGUAUGACCAAUUUAAGGAAAGGAUACAGUACAAAGUAUUACAUUAAAACCCUUAAGAUAACUUUGUAAGACAGUAUGCUAUUCAUUCCAUUGCUGUCAGUUUAUUUUAUUUUUUUAAUGAAUGAGAGAUCUGUCAUCAGCAGAUGCAGCCACUGGGCUCAGUGAGACAUGAUGAUGAUGUGUAUAUUUUAUAUGUAUUGUUAAGUUUACUGUUGUAAAUAUUUAUGGGCCAGUUGUAACUGAAACAGCAGAGAUAGGCAUUUUAACCAUUAUAAUGUGAAUCCUGGUGAACAAUUAUGUAUCGUGAUAUAUUGCAGUCUGAAUGGUGUGCUUCCUGCCUGAGCUAUCAGUAUUCCAAGUCCAAUAUUUAUUUCAAAGACAAAUUUAAAAAGAUAGAGAGAUAGAAAAAAAUCUUUGCAUUUUUCAGUUGAAGAAUGAGAAGUAGAUGUUUCUUCUCUAUGUAUGUUUAAUUUAAAGUUGCUCUUAUAGCAGUCUUUUAAAUGUUAUAAGUUAUUGCUUUCUACAAAUCGUGGUAAGUAUUUUAAUGAUUAUUAAUCCAGGACUUUCAAUAAUUAUUAAUGAGAAUAUAAUUUCACAUCUAAAAUAAGGGAUGUUAUAUUUCAUUAAUUUUAAAAUUAAUAUGAAUGUCAGAUAAAUUAGACAUUACUUUUUGCUUUUUUUUUUUUUUUUUUUUCUCAAAUCAUCUUUAAAAACCCUAAUGAUAUUAAUUGGCAAUUAGUGAUUAGAGUUUAAUUAGUCAAUUUCAGUCAAAUUCUAAGAUAACUUUUUGUCUUUGUUUCUGUCACUCUUUUUGCAGUGUUUAUUAUAGCAGAUGUAGAAUUUCUGUAUGUUUACUUCAUGGCUCUUGAUGUCACCCCACCUGGGAGUUGUAAGUAAGUGCUAUCUUGUGAAUAUACAGGAAUGGAUUUUCUGUAUGUUCGCUCUCUCUCUCUCUCUCUCUCUCUCUCUCUCUCUCUCUCUC
Molecule: messenger RNA, 5103 nt
Organism: Penaeus chinensis
Lineage: Eukaryota; Metazoa; Arthropoda; Malacostraca; Decapoda; Penaeidae
Exons: 2
Coding region: 95-3577 (1160 amino acids)
Cellular component (GO): nucleus
Source: RefSeq, a predicted model, not a curated record